UGAGGGGGUGGGGCAGAGGGCAGCUGUCACGUGACGCGGCGUCGGGAAGGCAGGGAGACUGUGUCCAACAUGGCGGCGCUUGGCCUGUCCUCCUUCCCCUGAAGGGAAUCGGUUGUCGUCUCGCCGAUAUAGAGCAAGGGGAGGGGAGCGCCCGGUCCCUGAGGGUUCCGGGGAUGGCUCAGUGCGUGCAGAGCGUCCAGGAGUUCAUCCAGGACACCUUCGUGCCCAUGGUGGCCGUGCUGUGCAGUGAGGCCGCCGAGAGCUCGACGCGGAAAAACAACCUGAGUUUCGCCGAGCUGGUCAGGCCUUUCUGCCGCCUCACCUCUGAAGUUCAUAUGCGAGAUCCUAACAACCAGAGCCAUGUUAUUAAAAACCUGAGGAUCAAUGUUACCGGAAUUGUUACCCAGCCGCCACAACAGACUGCCAUUCGGAAAUUGUUAAGUGAGGUGGUUUCUGCCAGUCAACCUGCAGAAGGAUUGGUUGCUAAUGUGAUUACAGCAGGAGAUUAUGAUCUCAAUAUCAGUGAUCGCUCAGUUAAAGCUAGUGUUCCAUGGUACAGUAAUUGGAAAGACACUUUGACGCAUCUCAGUUCGUCCAAGUUCCAUGCAGCUACCACUCCCUGGUUUGAGGCCUACAGAGAAUGCUUCUUUCAAUCCAUGUCUCCCUCCGAUCACGAGUUUCUACACCACUAUUUGGCAUGCAUGCUUGUAGCCUCAUCGAGGGACUCUGACCCAGUGGACCAGUUUUUGAAAUUAUCACAAGAGCAACAUCGUAUUCAACACAGCAGUGACUACUCCUACCCAAAGUGGUUCAUUCCAAAUACGCUAAAAUAUUAUGUUUUGUUACAUGAUGUUAGUGAAGGGGAGGAGCAAAGAGCUGAAUCUGUUUAUGAAGAAAUGAAACAGAGGUAUGGGUCACAGGGGUGCUAUUUGCUGAAAUUUAAUUCUCGGCUACCAUCAAGUGGAACAGAUGAGCAGAUCCCUGAUCCUUGGAGUCAGUAUUUGAAUCGAAAUAAUUUGCAAAACCAGGAAAUCUGUGAAGAUGGUUUUGUUCCGCUUGUCAACAAGAAUAAAGAAAACAGCACCAAUGCACUAGAGCUGGAUGGAUUGGACAGUUCGAUCAAUGAUGGAAUUCCAAACGACUUUAAAUCCCAUCUAUUUCAAGAAGAUGGUCCUGUGAAGUUGGGGGGACUUGAUGGUCCAAACCGACCAAAGUCUGUUGAGAUGGUGAAUGAUUCAAUCAAACAAAACACCUUGACUGCUCAUGGACUCAGUUUAACACUCACUGAUCAUGAUCGAAUUAGACAGUUCAUUCAGGAGUUCACAUUUCGGGGAUUGCUGCCACACAUAGAAAAGACAAUACGACAACUAAAUGAUCAGCUUGUAUCCAGAAAAGGUCUCAGCCGCUCUUUAUUCACUGCUACAAAGAAAUGGUUCAGUGGGAGUAAGGUGCCAGAGAAAACCUUGAAUGAACUUAAAAAUGCCAGCAGUAUAUUGUAUCCACCAGAAGCUCCAGAGCUGCAGAUAAGAAAAAUGGCCGAUCUGUGUUUCUUGGUCCAACACUAUGACCUGGCUUACAGCUGCUACCAUACAGCAAAGAAGGACUUUCUCAACGAUCAAGCAAUGUUAUAUGCUGCAGGGGCAUUGGAAAUGGCAGCAGCAUCCGUUUUUCUUCAGCCAGGAGCACAGAGGCAGUAUCCCAGCCAUUACAUGGAAACAGCUAUUCAGACGUACAAGGAUCUCUGCAAGAACUUGGUACUUGCUGAAAGGUGUACUUUGCUAAGUGCAGAAAUUUUAAAAAGUCAAGCCAAAUAUUCAGAAGCUGCAACACUCCUUAUCCGGAUGACAAGUGAGGAUUCAGACCUCCGAAGUGCUCUUUUACUGGAACAAGCUGCCCACUGCUUCAUCAACAUGCGAACUCCUAUGGUACGCAAGUUUGCUUUUCAUAUGAUUCUGGCUGGGCAUCGGUUUGCCAAAGCAGAUCAGCGAAAGCAUGCCUUGCGGUGUUACAGUCAAGCCAUGCAAGUUUACAAAGGCAAGGGAUGGAGUCUGGCAGAGGAUCAUAUUAACUUCACAAUUGGGCGCCAGUCCUUUACCCUUCGACAGCUUGACAACGCAGUGUCAGCCUUCAGGCAUAUUCUGAUCAAUGACAGUAAGCAAACAGCUGCUCAGCAGGAAGCUUUCCUUAGGGAGUAUCUGUAUGUUUACAAGAGUGUGAAUCAGUUGUCACCUGAUGGUCCUUUACCCCAGCUUCCUUUACCCUGUAUUAAAAGCUCAGCAACUCGGGUAUUUUUUGGACAUGACAGGCGACCUUCUGAAGGAGAAAAGCAAGCGGCCACCCAUGUCAGUUUAGAUCAGGAAUAUGAGCGUGAAGCCUCUCAGCAAUGGAAAGAGCUUGAGGAGCAAGUAGUAGCUGUGGUGAAUAAAGGAGCAAUACCACUGAAUUUUCAGCCAACUCAGUACUGCCUGAACAACCAGACAGACAACCUGCGAUUUCCUGUGACUGUUGUGGAAGAACCAGUCACAGUUGAAGUUGUCUUCAAAAAUCCGUUGAAGGUACCUCUACUGUUAAAAGAUCUCUCGUUGUUGUGGAAGUUUAAUUUUAGAGAUUUUAAUAAAAGUCCAGAAGAAGAGGCAAGGGAGUCAAUUAGCAACGAAAAAGAUGGUCACCUCAAGACAUCCUCCAGUAUUGCCACAGACGUGAUAAGUGAAUUUCAAAUAAAUGGUGAAGAGACUAAAGUGGCAAGAUUAAAACUGCUUCCUCAUCAGACAGGAGAGUUGCACAUUCUUGGUGUUGUAUAUAAUCUCAGCACUGUACGAUCAUCUCCUACACAAGAUGGAAUGGACUACAGUCCUGGGAUGCAGAUAGCAGGCAGUUACCUCAAUGCCAGCAACCUCCACCCACCAAAGUCUGGAAGCAAACAGCAGACUUCUCACAAUCUCCAUCAGUCCAGCUCUUCAGAUCAACUGGAAUAUUUUCAUGGGCUAAGCUGGACAGAAGGCAAGACGCCUCAUGGAUUAUCGGUAAGAGGACGGCAAGAUUUGGAAAUCCAGGGACCUAGACUCAAUAACACUAAAGAGGAGAAAACAUCUGUUAAGUAUGGAUCAGAUCGACGGCUCGAUCCCAUCAUCACCGAAGCAAUGCCUUUGUUGGAGGUAUUUUUCAUAAACUUUCCUACUGGACUGCUUUGUGGAGAGAUAAGAAAAACGUAUGUCGAAUUUGUGAACGUAAGCAAGUGCCCUCUUACCAGAUUGAAAGUUGUGUGCAAAGAUCCUGAUUUCUUUUCCUUUGGAAGCAAAACUGCUGCGUUGACGCCAUUAAGUCCAACAGCUUCUGAAAACUGUAGCGCCUACAAGACUAUUGUGACUGACUGUGCAUGCAUGUCUUCUGCUGUGACAUCAUCCGUUUCCCCUAAAGACUUUGGGAUGGACACAGGGAAUCCACUUUGGGUAACAGAUGUGCCACUUCCUGACCCUGUGUUGUUGCCUGGGGCUUCUGUGCAGCUCCCUAUGUGGUUGCGUGGACCAGAUGAAGAAGGAGUUCAUGAAAUAAACUUUUUAUUUUAUUAUGAAAGUACAAAACCACACUCAAAGCUGAGUCACCGAGUACUAAGACACACAGCGAUAAUAUGCACCAGCCGUUCUCUAAGUGUGAAAGCGACAGCGUGUAGAAGUAAUGUCCUGGAAGCUGAAGGGAAGAGUGACAGUGAUAAUCUGUUGGUAUUUUUGGAUGUAGCAAAUAUCAAUACAAGUGAAGCAGGUGUGAGAGAAUUCCACAUAAUCCAGGUGUCCAGUGGUAGUGAACAUUGGAAGCUGCAAAAAUGUAUAAAUCCCACUGAAGAUAAAGAUGCAAAACUUGGAAGUCGGGAGAGGGCAAAACUCUGCUUUCGAGCAACAAGGUGUCAGAAUUCAGAAGCUACCUCAUGUACAGAAGGAAAGUAUAUAUUUGCGGAUAUCGUUCUGGGGAGUGAACAAAUAAUCAGUGCAACCACUCCAUGUGCAGACUUUUUCUUUCAAAGUUGCUAUGCUGCAAGAUCUCGGAAGAUGAUACCACCGACAAGUAUGGGGCCAGGGAGACCAAAAACUACUGAUCUUGCCAAAUUAGUGCAGAUGUGUAGUGAGGUGGAUCUCAAUGUAAUAGUAUUAUGGAAGGCAUAUGUUGUUGAGGACAACAAGCAGCUUAUAUUGGAAGGCCAGCUUCAUGUUGCUUUGGAGUCGAUUGGAAAAGAAGCCUGUUCGUUGCCUCAAGUACAGGAAGCACAGGAAAUGGUUCUGUUGAAAUUUGUGCGACCUGAACAGCCACAGCAACCUGCAAGACCGAGUAUGGAACAGCUUUCCCACCUUAUUAAGAUCAGCUUGCAUUACCCUGAAUACUACGACCAUCCCUUUCAUCAAAAGAGUUUAUGUUUAGUACCAGUUACUCUCGUUCUCUUUAACUGCUGUCAGAUUGAAGUGGACAUUAUCAUUGAUCUUCGACACAAGGCCACAAGUCCAGAAAUGUUGGAGGUCCAUGGUUCAUUCACUUGGCUUGGACAGACCCAGUACAAAAUUCAGCUGAAGGGCCAGGAGGUUUACACUGUUCCAUUGAAGGCUUGUUUUGUUCACGCUGGUGUAUAUAAUCUUGGGACGCCCAGAGUCUUCGCCAGGCUUGCCGACCAGAAUGUGCAGUGUGAAACCAGCCAACAGAACUCCACACCGGCCUUGAUAAUUAUCAACAAUAUCUGAGGAACUGGCAGCACCUCAUGUCCCUAUCACCGUCAAUCUCAGAAGGAAUCAUAUGUACUGAUUGCUUUCUUUUGUAGCUAUUGUUGAAAUUUCUUGCAGUUAUACCCUGCACCCACCACAAAUACAGAACUAGUAUCUCAAAACUGUACAGAACAAAUGGGUGGGGUGGGGGGUGGUUGAGGACUAAACCAGACCUAAAAUUAUUUUGUCUUUCACAAUAAAAGGAAUUCUGAACUUGAUGUGCAUAUGUAAGAUGAUUUUUGAAUAUAUUUAUCAUUCAUCUCUGCUUAGACCUUUUUUAAUGCAAAUGUUGAAUAUAGGUGUGCAGGUUGGGCCAUCUGUUAAUGAUGCAGUUUAAAACUGCUGUUACCUUUUCCAGCACAUGGUUUGAAUAUCUGCAGUUGUCUGAAGGAUAUCGGUUGUAACUUUGGCUUUUUCUUUCUUCGGCCUUCAUUUCUUACUAAAUCAAAAGACCAGUGAUCACUAACUGUGUAGUCUGUGGGAAAAGAGCAUUAAUGCAUGAGCUAACUCCUCAUUGGUAAUUGUGCGAAAGCAGAUCGUUUAUGUUCACCCCUUUUAAGGUGUAAAAUUAAACAUUGCUUACACGAAAUAUUCCAAUGCCCUAUUGUUUUACAUACUCAUUUGUUUCCUCAAUAUUAUCUCAGGUUUAGAAGAUGGCGCUGAAUAAUGAAGCAUACCUAUUUUUGGUUUGAUUGAAUUCAAUCCAAUGUUUAUUUCACAGCCACAGGGUUUUGAGUUGGACCCAGCUAGCUACAUUAUGAUGGAACUUUGCAAAUUUAAUAUGUUAUUUAAUGUAUCGACAGAAUUAAAAUGAACACAAAUGUCUUUUCAAGAAAUGAUGUAUUAUAUUUAUAGCUAAUGUCUGUAAAUAGAAUAAAACAUAACCCAUA
Messenger RNA from Chiloscyllium plagiosum (whitespotted bambooshark), 5635 nucleotides. It is a transcript of the gene trappc8, whose product is annotated as trafficking protein particle complex subunit 8. Gene Ontology annotation, cellular component: TRAPPIII protein complex. The record is from RefSeq and is a predicted model, not a curated record. Gene Ontology annotation, molecular function: protein binding. NCBI's taxonomy places the organism in Eukaryota, Metazoa, Chordata, Chondrichthyes, Orectolobiformes, Hemiscylliidae.